Messenger RNA from Rotaria sp. Silwood2, 321 nucleotides. Lineage: Eukaryota; Metazoa; Rotifera; Eurotatoria; Philodinida; Philodinidae. The record is from the annotation of a GenBank genome assembly.
AUGACAAUAUUACGUUUGAGAAAGGUAAAUACGAUUCUUCCCUAUCUCCAAAACAUUUUCUUUCCUGCACAUACAAAUAAAAAUAAAAACUUAAAUUAUUGUUUUAUUUUUUUUUUUAAUUUAAGGAAUGGACCAAUCAAACCAGAUUCAGAUACAUUAUUGGCACGGUUAUGUGAUUCACUUAAACAAAUUCUAGUCGUUGAUGGUACAAAGUUUAGCAUUAACGUACAAUUAUUUAAAGGUGAUUUACCAGCACGUGCUUUAGCAUGUAAACAUAUACAUCACAACGGAUAUUAUGCUUGUCUUGAAUGUGAUCAAUAA